AUGUACCGUUUAUUUGCGUAUGCACUCCUACUCAAUAUAAUUCCAGGGCAUUUCUGGCAUGAUAAGCAAAAACAUGGCUGCGGCUACAGCUAUGACCAUCGCAACCGUAUUCAACAGAAAAAGCAUCGUCACCAGGAAGUCAGCGACUUCGAGAGACUCUCGCAGUGUGUCAAAACCGCUGACCGGAUCCUGAAGACCAGCUGCACGCAGAGUCCGUACAGCAGGACUCGAGAGUUCCUGGGCGUGGAAUUUUACUCGCUAAAGUAUAACCUCCAGGAGUUCCCAGAGAACACCAUUUCGGUCAAGGUCAAGAACCGCGUGAUAUACGUAAGAACAACCCAACAGGGUAUACCGGACUUCACAGACUUGAGAAUCCUGCCGCAAUUCGUCAAUUCGACUGAUGCAGCCUGGUACUUUGAUAAUGGCAUGCUCACAGUGCUGUUUUCUUAUAAGAACAAACCAAAAACGGAGGUCGCAUUGGAUUGCGUCGAAAUUGAUAACAAAUUAAUCGUCGUGGCCAAGAUGACACUUUUGAAGUUCUUAGGGAAACAG
This is a messenger RNA of Iphiclides podalirius (scarce swallowtail), 552 nucleotides long. Lineage: Eukaryota; Metazoa; Arthropoda; Insecta; Lepidoptera; Papilionidae. The record is from the annotation of a GenBank genome assembly.